AUGUUGACUUUAUUUUUAUUUACAUUUUAUUUUCUCCUUUGUUCAUUCUUCCUCAUUUUUCUAUAUUUUUUCUUCCCGCUAUUCCUUUAUUUUUUUUCUACCGAUUUACAUACUUUUCUUUUCUUUUUUUGUAAAUUUAUUCCUUUUUCUGUUUAUUUCUAUCCAUUUUCCUUUUCCUUUUUCUUCUUUUUCUUCGAUUUUCCAUUUCUUCUUCUUUAUUUUCUAUUUUAUUUCUUAUUUGCUGCCUUCUUCUUCCACAUUUUUGCUAUCUUUCAUUUCUUCCUUCUUUCAUUAUUUCAUUCCUUCAUUCUUUUAUUCUUUCAUUCCUUCAUUCUUUUAUUCUUUCACUUCAUUCUUUUCUUUCAUUACAUUCAUUAUUUCAUUCCUUCAUUCUCUUAUUCUUUCAUUUCAUUCUUUUCUUUCAUUACAUUCAUUAUUUCAUUACUUCAUUCUUUUAUUCUUUCAUUUCUUCAUUCUUUUAUUCUUUCAUUUCUCCUUCUUUUAUUCUUUCAUUCCAUCAUUCUUUUAUUCUUUUAUUUCUCUCUUUUCCUUCAUUCCCUCAUUCUUUUAUUUUUUCAUUCCUUCAACUUUUAUUAUUUCAGUACAUUUUUUCUUUCUUUCUCUUAUACUUUCAUGUCUUCAUUCUUUUCUUCUUUCAUUCCUUCAUUCUUUCGUUUUUUCAUUCCUUCAUUCUUUCGUUUUUACUGCCUUACUUCCAUCCUUUCGUCCGCCUUCAUUUUCUUUCUUUUCAGCUGUUUUUAA
Molecule: messenger RNA, 762 nt
Organism: Acanthosepion pharaonis
Lineage: Eukaryota; Metazoa; Mollusca; Cephalopoda; Sepiida; Sepiidae
Source: the annotation of a GenBank genome assembly